Molecule: messenger RNA, 10464 nt
Organism: Lymnaea stagnalis (great pond snail)
Lineage: Eukaryota; Metazoa; Mollusca; Gastropoda; Lymnaeidae
Source: the annotation of a GenBank genome assembly
CAGUGGGAUCUGGUUUGUGACCGUUUGGGGCUCACUGCGCUUGUCCAGACACUCAUGAUGGCAGGCCAAACUGUGGGAAGCAUUCUCUUUACAUCGCUUGGUGAGUAUGCCAAUGAAAUUCAAGUGCCGCACUGUUGUGGUAUUAGUAUAGUGGUGUUUCGCGAGGUCGUGUCCGGCGGACGGACCGGUACCGGUCGGUGAGAGUGAGUCUUGCGUAGCCCGGUUCGUACAUGAGACAACACACUGGAUAAAAGUUGGAUAAAUUGUAAAAGCCAUAAGAGAAAAAAAAUCUGUAAAACGGCAAUCAUUAAAUGAUAAGUUGAUUGUUAGUCAUCUCGCAUUGUCUCAUCGCGGGGUUAAACAAAAUAUUUUGUGACAUACUUAGGGAAUUAAAAAUAAUAGUAUUGUUUUUUAUUGAUAAUACAUCUGGAGCUGGACCCUGCUGCAAGUGAGAAACUUAUCCACGAGUUUACCAAACUUUAAACUUUGUGUAACGCUGGGCUACAAGUGUAGGCAGAAGUAUUGAUUAACAGCAGUCGUCGCUUUUUUUCUUUUUUUUAAUCUAUUGAUUUAUUCCGGCAUCUGUACCUAAAUGAUUUACUAAAUUGUGUGUAGAAAACUUCCAAGGUGACUGCUGACCUCGAUGAUUUAAGAUCAACCCCCCUCCCCCACCUUUUUUUUUUUUUUUUUUUUUUUUUUUUUUUUUUUUUCUUUUUCAUAUUUCAACGGAUAACUGCCCUACUUGCCUAAAGAGUUCAUUCCAACGUGGCUACUUAUGGAUAUGCCUAAAGGAUGGGGAUUACCCAGCAAUAACCCGCUAGCUUGUGGCAGUGAGGUGCAGAGUGUUUCCAUUUUCACCCAAAUUGCCUACAACAGCUUGUUAUUACAUUUAUAUUACAAUAAAAACAUCAAUGCAUGUUACUUUUAUAUAUAAUCCGUGUGUAGGAGAAAGUAGCGCCAAGAAGGAGGAAACCUGCAGAAGAAUGUUGUAAACCCCCCCCCCCCCCCCAAAAAAAAAAAAAAAAUUUUUAUAAAUCCCUCAUCAAAUAUAAUAUUGGGGAGGUGGGAUUUUGACAAAACGUGCAUACAAGUAAAGCCCUUUAUACGAAUCCCAAUUAGUGCUCUCCCUUUCCUCCACAAGGCUCGCAGCCGGAAAUUUUUUUCAUGCCCCUGAAACUUCAUUAAACGAUUUCAGAAAAACAAAAUAACAUAUUACGCACCAAACGCACUUGCGAUAUUUAUUUAUUUAAAGAAUCUCAUUAAGUGCAGUCAUCAGGAAUUUUCCUUCAUGUUCAUUUUAAAAAACAGGAAAACUGAUUUUGUGGGUUUGGUUUUUUCUUGUUUUGUUUUUUUUUUCCGUUUUUUUUUCCGUUUUUUUUUUUUUUUGUUGUGGGGGGGGGGGUUGGGUUGUGGGGUGAAAAUUUGAUAUAAUGUGUUGUCAUCGGCAAUAAAUCAAUGUGCAAAGUUUCAGCUCGAUGGGUUGACGGGAAGUGGGUCAAUUAGCCGUCCGAAGAAUUUUCCCGUCACUUAGCCAGCCACCCACGAACAAAUGCGAAGUUAAUAUAAAGUAUAAAAAUCACCGCCAAAAAAUAUUUAAUAAAAAAAUCAUCUUCACCAAUAAGAAGUUUACUACAUAUUACAUUUGUGUUGUUCUAGACAUUUCCUUUUCCUCCAUUGUUGAUAAGGUAAAGAUAUGAGCGAGAGAAUAUCAUCUACACACUUACUUUUAGGGCUUACCUAUGACAUUUAUACUUGAACGAUUUCAAACUUUUGCUGGUGUAUUUUUUUUUCAAACUGUAGGCCUCACCUAGUCUGAUUCCGGGACUGCAAAGGUGACAACUCCCUUUGUUACACCACCGGACACCUUAAUGACAGCUCCCUUUGUUACACCAGCGGACACCUUAAUGACAGCUCCCUUUGUUACACCACCGGACACCUUAAUGGCAUCUCCCUUUGUUACACCAGCGGACACCUUAAUAGCAAUUCCCUUUGUUACACCACCGGACACCUUAAUGGCAGCUCCCUUUGUUACACCAGCGGACACCUUAAUGGCAACUCCCUUUGUUACACCACCGGACACCUUAAUGGCAACUCCCUUUGUUACACCACUGGACACCUUAAUGGCAACUCCCUUUGUUACACCACUGGACACCUUAAUGGCAACUCCCUUUGUUACACCACCAGACACCUUAAUGGCAACUCCCUUUGUUACACCACCGGACACCUUAAUGACAACUCCCUUUGUUACACCACCGGACACCUUAAUGACAACUCCCUUUGUUACACCACCGGACACCUUAAUGACAACUCCCUUUGUUACACCACCGGACACCGUAAUGGCAACUCCCUUUGUUACACCACUGGACACCUUAAUGGUAACUCCCUUUAUUACACCACCGGACACCUUAAUGACAUUUAUCCGCGAGAAGAGUUAUAUUCUAUAAUCUCCCUAAAUGUCUACCAUCUUUCUACCUCUCAGCCGACAAAUUUGGCCGAAAGAGUGUUUUGAUAGCCUGCAAUGCUUUGCUGUUAGGAUCUGGCAUCGGUGCUGCCUACAGUCCGAAUAUCUACGCCUUGUUAGUCUUUAGAUUUCUGGCUGGUUUAUUCCAACAGGUGAGGUUUUACAUAAUUUCUUUUAGGAAAUAGAUUGAACACUAAGAAUACGUCUUAAAGGCCAUGUUGUUGUUGUUCUUUUUUCUUUUAUAUUUAUAAUGAUGUUAGGGUUUAAAAUGUAUAAUUAGUUUCAUUCGGUUCAGCUAAUUUAUAUAAGUUAAAUUGAAUAAAUAGUUUCCCGUUGGCAUUCAUUUUGCAACUAGUGACAGGAUCAAAGUGUAGAUCCAGCAACAGCGGGGCGGGCAGCGAAUCCACAGAGUCAGGGGCUCUCGUCAUUCAAUGAAGAUGUGGAAAGCAUAAGACGCCUAACUGGUUACUAAUUAAUUGUAUUCCCUAGUAAACCCUCCCCACCCCCCACUCCCCACAUUUUUUUUUUUUUUGCAACAACAUUUUAUGUUUGGUUUAAUUUUUUUUUGCAACCUCUUUUUUUUUUUUGUUUACUUUUUCUUUUUUUUCCCCCCCCCCCCCCCACCUGUAAUUUUUUUUUUUUUCCGAAAUUUCUAUUAACCCCCUCACUUUGAACCCCCCCCCCCCCCCCAGGGUGUUGCUUGCGUCGACUAUACAAUGAUUGUUGAAUUCUUAACAUCACGACGCCGCAGGGUUGCUGGGGUUCUCUGUGGUUUGAACUGGACCAUCAGUGUUUUAUUCCUAGCUCUGGUUGCUUACCUCAUGAGGGACUACAGUUGGAGGUCACUGCAGCUGCUUUCAGCUCUGCUCGCUUGCAAUGUUUUUCUAUAUCCCUUGUAAGUUUGUAUGUGCAUAAGUUACAGGGUCUUCUCAGUGUUUGUGUCAGAUGAGGCAAUAUAGACUUAAAGAGAGAGAGAGAGAGUGUGUGAGAGAGAGAGAGAGAGAGAGAGAGAGAGAGAGAGGGGGAGGGAGAGAGAGAGAGAAUGAAAAUAUCUGUCAUGACUCAUUUUGUUUUCUAUGGAUUUAUUUUCCAUCUCUACAGUUUGCUUGUUGAGUCUCCGCGGUGGUUGAUAGCAAAUAAGAGAUAUAAAGAAGCAUUAGCUAUCAUCAAAAGAAUGUCCAUUAUGAAUGGAAAAGAUUUUGAGAAAGUCAGACGCAUUUUUAAACACAAUGUUAUGCAAAAACAGCUCAAUUCCCAUCAGGUAGAUUCUUAAGAUACCAAUAGUUUUUGUUCAUUACUUGUUAUUUAUUUGCGGGUUGGGGGGGGGGGGGAAGCGGGGACUUUCAUUGGUUGUGAAUUUAUUUUACAGAUGAAAUAUUAUUAUUAAAUCCUUCUUCUUACUGUUGCAUAAUUACAUUUUAAAUUAGCAUUUUUAAACACAAUGUUAUGCAAAAACAGUCCAAUUCCCAACAGGUAGUUUCUUAAGAUACCAAUAGUUUUUGUUUAUUACUUGUUUUUUAUUUGGGGGUUGGGGGGGGGGGGAAGCGGGGACUUUCAUUGGUUGUGAAUUUAUUUUACAGAUGAAAUAUUAUUAUUCAAUCCUUCUUCUUACUGUUGCAUAAUUACAUUUUAAAUUCUCAGAAUGAACUUAUCGCAAAUGCUCCAGGAAGAAAAGUUGAGCGCUACUCCGUCUUAGAUAUUUUACGACAUAAAAGGCUUUUAAUUUCUUCCCUCAUUAUAUGGUUUGCUUGGUAAGAAAUGUUUGCCAUUUCAACAAAAAAAAACAGUAUGUUGCUUUAUUUGUAUCUCUUUGAUGUUUUUUAGAAUUCUCAAACUUAUUUACUAUUGAAAUCUUGCAUGUGAUAUGGUAAAAAUAGACAUAUUAUACUUCUUGAAAACUCAAUUACAGGGCUACAAAUGUGAUCACAUAUUAUGGACUAUUUCUUACCUCCUCAUCCCUUGCUGGAAACCGUCAUCUGAACUUCUUCUUGAUGGCACUGGUAGACAUACCAGGUGAUGGUACCAAUUUUAUCCUUUUGAAAUUGUAAGUGACAAACUGAGAAAUAAUAAUAAAAUAUUAUUAUAUAAAAAUACUCAGAUUUUUUGCUUAAAAAGCUGCUGCAUCAAAAUGUCUAAUUAAAUGAAAUUAUAGCCAUGUUUAAUUUAAACUUAAAUAAAAGUAUCAGCUUAGACUAAACUAUUUCAGUUUUGGAAGGAAACCAGUCCUUAUGUUUUUGAUGACGUUUGCUGGAAGUAGCUUGUUGUCUGCCACUCUCUUAAUGAGCUUGGGUAAGUGCAAUCAAAGAGCAACCAUAAUAAAACAUUCUGAAAUAUUGAAUGAAAAAAUCAUAAAUUAAAUGUAAAAAAUGUGAACUGGAUCACCACCAUUUGAAAUCUUUCAUAUAAUAUUUCAUGACUAUUUUAUGAGUUUUAAAACAGCUGUCUGCCAAGCGCAUAAAUGACAUUUCAAUAUUUGGCUGAGGAAUUAUAGCGACAGAGCUAUUUAAUGGGGAAAGUUAACGUGUAGAGAGGGAUAGAGAGAUGGCUGGAGAGAUGGUGAAGACAAGAGAGAAUGGUAAAUGGGAGGGUUGGGGGAGAGGAACUAAGAUAAAUGAAGUUAAGCUUAAGUUUUGUUUGCACGCAGAUACCUGAUUUAUCACAAACCAACUUACUAGCUCUAGAUUUAAUCGACAGAUAAAUUGAUAUUUAAACGUUUAGUGAGAGAAGAGAUCUAAAAUAGCACAUUAGUUAACUUUUAUUUUUGCUUUCUUAUUUUUAACUUCAUUAUGUGCAAUAAGAAUAAGCAUUCAGCAUUGGGUGUGUUAAGUUUAAUAUUGGGUUCAAUAAGAUUCAGCGCACAAAAGGUUAACUCGAUAUUAAGUGGCAGUUGAAGCCUUUUAGAUUGGCCACCACUGGUUUAGUAUAAUUAACUUAUUUUACCAUACUUAUCAAAACAAUGUAUCUAUUAGGUACCAAUGCAGUAACACAGACUCUGUCAACGGUUUUUUCCUUGGCUGGAAAGUUUGGUAUUGGAGCCUCUUUUAAUGCCAUAUUUCUAUAUACACCAGAAUUAUUCCCUACAAAUUUGAGGUAAUAGCCUUGAGCACCUUGGCCACAUUAGAAGAUAAAAAUGGUUUAGAAAUAUGUUUUUUGUUCUAAACAUGAAUUCAUUUAACUUGUAUUAUUCCAAGACAAUGUAAUAUUUUAAAAUAUUUAAUAUAUCCAAAAUAAAAUUUGUUAAAUUUUUUUUUUUACAUUUUGUUUCUUUUUUUCAAUUUGGAAAUUUAUGUUCACUAUAGUUAUUGCCAUGUGCCACUAAAAAGUUAUCUAAAGUGAUAAAUAAUUUUCUCUUAACAGAUCUGCUGGGCUGGGUCUUUGUUCAAGUAUUUCUAGGCUUAGUGGAAUGGUAGCACCUUAUUCAAAACUACUGGUAUGUAUCUUUCAUUUAAGCAUUUUGUAUUUCUUGUUUAAAUCUCAUUCACUGUUAAUACUUUCAUGAUAUUAAAUAUGUCAAUCAUUUUUCGGAAGCAUUUUUCAAAACCUGGAUUUAUUCACAUGCAUUAUCUUAAAAUUGGCAUAUACCAUUUGCAGGACUAUGACUAUUGAUUCAGGGCUCUUAUUUUAUUCUCAGUAACCUAGUUUAAGAAACUCUGAAUGUUUAAUCACUCUCUUCAAACCUUUGUUGAUUUGAUAUUUACCUCCGGGAUAAAAAUAAGGAUAGGAGUCAGAAAUUCUAACUUAAAUUAUGGCAGCUCAUUUAAAAUACCUCUUUGAGAUAAUAGGAACAAGAUGUUUUAAAUACCUGAUACAAAUAGGAGUUUCAUGGAUUUAUUUCGUUUUUUUUUAAUGAAAUUGAGCAAUCACUAUUUGUUUAAAAAUUAUUUAUAUUAACUUUGCUUUUGUUUUUUGUGUGUUUCUGGCUGGAUGGCAAAAUCUUCAGACGGCUAAUUGACCCCCUUCUGAUCAUUGUAUCGAGCUUAAGCUUGGCACAUAGACUCAUUGCUGAUGAAAACACAUUCUAUCAUAUUUUCAAUCCAGCCCCCAUCCCCGAAAAUCAGUUUUUCCUCUGUUUAAUUACAGACAAAUUUCUUAUAUUUUCUUAGUAAUUAAAGAUUUAAAAUCAAUUCUUGCCUUAUAGCCUAUCAUUAUUUAUUGUUUCUCAUACUCAUAUUCUACCAAGUUUAUUACUUUCAUAUGAUUUUCAUUACGAAAGAAAUGAUCACUCAAAAUAAUUAUUUCAAAUAUUUUCAAUACUGCCCUAAUCAACUGUGUUUUUAUAUUCUUACAGGGUGAUGUUGUCAUAUGGGGACCGGGAACAAUAUUUUCAACCAUGUGUUUUUUAUCUGUCUUGAUGUUUACACAACUUCCAGAGACCAGGGGCAGAGCUCUCCCAAAUACUAUAUCUGAGAUGAAGGAAUGGUCCAGAGGGAAGCGACUGCUCAUAAGGGAUAAUCAUGCAGGAAGUGAAGAUCAAGUCAACAAGGAUGUUGUCAUUAAUAAUAAUAUUUAAUAACAAAACUCUUAACGCUGCUGUAAAUAGGGUAAUUAUAUAACUACAAAAAAGUUAUCCUUGUUUUCCAAUUUUUUUUGCAGCUUAAUUACUAUCUACACUGAGUUUUGGGGCCAUCCAUAAAAUACAAUAGGCGUCGGGGGGGGGGGGGGGGGGUCAUCACAUGUUUAUUAUAUUUAUGAUGAUGUGUGAUUUUUGAGGGGUUUAAGCUAUGUGACAUUACAUUCAAAGGGGAACAUUAUUUUCAAAAUACACACGAAAUUAUAGAUUAUAGACAUAUUUAUAAUUCUUUUUUCAACAAUUAUAAUUAAAUUAUUUUUAAACUACGAUCAAUGAAAAAAUGAGUUUAAAUAUGCGAGGUUCGAGAAAUGGCAUCUGAUCAAGUUAUAGGCCACCAUGGAGGAGGAGAAUAGGGGUGUAGUGACUUUGACAAUCAUGAAAUGUGGAGACAGUAUUCAUAAAAUUAGGGCUACAUGGCGCAAAAAAUAGUUGAUUGGGGGAGGGGGUGGGUAAACUUAAUACAUUUUUGAGGGCAGGGAUUCUUUACCUUCUUUUAGUGCUGCAUCCCCUCUCAAUUUCAAAAAAUUUCCCAUUAACAACCCCCCCCCUCCCCCCACCACCAAAUUAUAUUGUAAUAAAAUUUUACAAAUUAAAAUAAUUAAAUCAAUAAAUAGUUUUAUUUCUCUAAUUAACUUUCUAGAAAUAAGAAAAAAAUUACUAAUACAAAAAUGUAAUGCCCAACAAAAUUGACCAGAAAAACAUAUACUACUGAUAAUGAAAAUCUAUUUCUUUUUAAAGAAAGGAACAGGUCGCUAGCAAUGGCAGCAAAUAAAAUUUUCUGGGUCUUCAACACUUCAGAAGGUGUUUUUAACAAUGAUCUAGGGAAAUGUUUCUGACACAGGUGCAGUUAUGUGAUAUCAAUGGGAGCUGAUUUUUUUAAAAGGGUUUGUAGAGAUAUUUUAAAAGGGGGGGGGGGGGGGGGGGGGAUUCUAACGUUUGGUGACACUUUUUGAUGAUGGGAAUGGGAAUUGAAAAUCUGCUAUAUUUGUGUUAUGCCAUUUAUGGAUGGCCCAUUUGAGUGAUUUCUGUGAAUCUCCAAUCAUUUUGUUGUUCCUGUUCAUUGUAUUCUUUCUAUCAACAGAAUAUAUAACAUAUUAUUUUUAAUAGCUUAGGAACAUUUAUAAAACUUUGUUAAAUCAUUCAUUGAGUAAAUAAAUCAAUAAUAGAACAAAAUUAAAUGGUUUUGAAUAUUACAGGUAUUUACAUCAUAUUGUUACUAAAUUUUAAUUAAAGUUUAAAAUACUCAAUACGCAAUUUUCUUGAAUAAUUUGCUUAAAAUUUUUUCAUGAACAUAACAAAAUGUAGGGUGCAAAAAAAACAUAAUAUGAACGUUAUAUAUAUUUUAAAAUCUAUACAAUUUUUAAAACAGUAGCACAGUAUUUUUAUGUCAAAAUGUAUCAUAGUGUGGAAGAAGAUAUGUAUAAAUGCACAAUAUCAAUAUAAAAUGUCAGCUUAGACAUUCAUUAUGCCUAUUCACACUAGCUUAUUUCUUAUAUUUUUUUAAUAAAAAUAAAGAAACAACACAUAAACGAAAUAUUCUGGGGGAAAAAUGUACUAUUUUCCUGUAUGCCUGCGAAUCCUGGACAUUAACAGCCUAUCUUGAAAGCAAAAUAAAGGCGAUGGAGAAGGGAUGCUUCAGAAGCAUUUUCGGCAUCUGCUAUAGGGACCACAUCUCCAAUGAUACAGUGAAAGAAAGGGUUCGUUAGGCAAUUGGGGAGUACGAUGACCUACUGGUGACUGUGAAAAAACGCAAACUACCAUGGUACGGCCACGUAAAAGGAAACAAGGGCUUGCCAAAGAAAUAUUGCAGGGCACCACAAGAAGAGAAAGACAAAGAAAAAGAUGGGAGGAUAACAUCAAAGAGUGGACAGGACUAACACUGGACGAUGCAGUGCGUAGUGCUGAAGACAGAGAGGAAUGGAGGAGGAUGGUUCACAUGUCAUCUGUGGCGCCCCAACAGUCCAAGGACUAAGGGACAUGAGGAUGAGGAUGAGGAGGAUAGUAGUGCUGUAAUGGAAUUAUUUUUUUUCUAUUUAUCUGAUGUUUUCUUGUUUUAAUAAAAUAUUUAAGACAUAGCAUUUUCAUGUGCACAAACAAAAAACAGUAAAAUGUGUAAGGUUUGGCAUUUUUAGUUGGAGCUUUAAAAAAAAACUAUCAUCAGCUAUAUGAAACAAGUUUCCAUUUGCAGAUGUUUUAUUUUAUUAAAUUGUUGUCCUAAUUAUAGGGCUUAAAAAACUAAUGCUAGCAUGUUACUUUUUAACUCUUACCUAUGCUUAUAAUUAGUUUUUGUAGUGUUGCGUUUGUUUUAAAUGUGGUAAAUUAUAGACUUGUUUUUUUUUUUUUACUUUUGUACCGCGCUUCGAGCCUUUGGGGAUGAAGCGUGUUUUUGAAAUAAACUUUAUUAUUAUUAUUAUUAUUAUUUUUGCCCAUUUUCAAAUUCGUCAGUUUUAAAAAAUUGAGAAGGUUUAAAACCAGUGGUACAUAUUAUACAUUGAAAGUAUUUCUUUUUGACGACAAAAUUUAAAAAAUAAAAAUGUAUCAGACUAUACAUUAAAUUACCAAUUCAGUAUAGUUACCUAAAAGAUAAUAUUGGUCCUUGGGGUUAAAAUUAAAAGAUAUAAGCAUCUUAUUAAUGCUAGAUAAUAAUUUAUAAAUAAAAUCUUCUAAUAAUCUAAGAGGUAGAUAAACUAAUGAAAUUAGGACAUUAAAUUUCAAAAUCAAAAGUUUUAUUACAUGCAUUUUUGGUCAAUUACUGUAAUUUUACCAUUUUAAAGUAAUUUUAUUUGACGCUACAUUAACAGGAAUUGAAAUCAGUUACAUUUGUUAGCUCUGUUUACCAGAGCAAUAUCUAAUCGUAUGUAGGCUUAAAACCAGGCCCACCACGACUCGUUCCACCUCUCCCUCCCUUAAAGGGAACAACUGUAUUAUUUCCUGUGACAGCAUUAUCUGGAAUGGCGUCAAACUGUUUAAGGGCCAGAUAUCGACUUUCAUCUUGUUCAUUUCCUGUCAAAGCUAUGUUGCGUAAAUCAGGCAUCUCAGCAAAUGGGAUCCAGUCAGUGCCUAACAUAAAAUUAUACAGUUUAAAAUAUCUUUAAUUAAGUAGUGUAUGCCUAUAAAUUAUAUUUAUAGAGUUUUGACACUUACAUUGAAUAUCAAAAAUUAAUUUUUUAACUAUCAAGUUAAAAAAAUAUGAGUCAAAUCAGUAUUAAAGUUUUCUACCAGCACUAUCAAAUUAGUUCAGGCAUUUAACCUUAACAUGAAGAUGAACUAACUGAUUUUAAAAGAUAAACAUUUUGAAGUAAACAUUAUUUUAUAAGCCCUCAGAAAAAUAAUAUUCUCAAGAAAAUCUCUUUUGGCCUUUCCGUUUUCCAGAUUAUUCUUACCAACAGGAAGUCCUUGCUCACGCCGUGAUUGUUCUGAAUCAAAAAAUGUC